Messenger RNA from Ctenopharyngodon idella (grass carp), 7800 nucleotides. It is a transcript of the gene spock1, whose product is annotated as SPARC (osteonectin), cwcv and kazal like domains proteoglycan 1. Lineage: Eukaryota; Metazoa; Chordata; Actinopteri; Cypriniformes; Xenocyprididae. The transcript has 12 exons. Gene Ontology annotation, molecular function: protein binding; calcium ion binding. Bases 181 to 1542 code for a protein of 453 amino acids. The record is from RefSeq and is a predicted model, not a curated record.
UUCCAUUACUCGGGUCCGUUUCUCCCGGUCGUGUUCAGUGCAGCAGCUGCGAGGAUCUGAGGAAACUCACUCACUCUCCCGUGUCUCGGAUACUUUACGGUCCCACGGACGCGCCGCCCGCCCGGUCUCCAAUCACCCGUUCAGUUUGGCCCCGGGAAUCGAGAACAGCCCCAUCUUGAGAUGAUGUUGUGUCUCGGUCUGUUCGUGUCUCUGGUGGUUUUGACGGUGUCCGUUACCGGCAGCAGUGACGGAAACCCGCUGGACAACGAUAAGUGGAUGAGCACCGUGUCCCAGUACGACAAGAGCAAAUACUGGAACAAAUUCCGCGACGACGAUUACUUCAGAACCUGGAACCCAAAUAAAGCACAAGACCAAGAAAGCACACCGAACCUAUGGGCAGAAGUGAACCCUAAAUCACACUCACAGACCAAGAGCAGAACCACUGACGGGCUGGACAGCACUAAAGACCCCUGUGUGAAGGUUCACUGCCCUCCUCACAAAGUGUGCGUGAGCCACGACUUCCAGACGGCCAUCUGCACCAAUCACAAACCAGCACAGCACAGUGUUAAACCCAGGAAAGGAAAUGUUCCCCAUAAGCGUUGGAUGGGAGCGUUGGAUAUGAAUCAUGGGAAAUGUAGGCCAUGUCCUGUAGUUCACUCCAACUCGGUGUGCGGCUCGGAUGGACACACAUACUCCUCAAAGUGUAAACUUGAAUUCCAGGCCUGCAGCUCUGGUAAGAGCAUCUCUGUGAAGUGUGAGGGUCCCUGUCCCUGCCUGCCAGGACAGGAAGUCAUCAAACCACACACAGAGAAGAACGGCUGCAGCGAUGCUGAUUUGAGAAGUUUAGCAUCCAGACUCAAAGACUGGUUUGGGGUUUUGCACACGGACGCCAACAGAGACCUGAAGACCACUACGAGCGACACUGCACAAGGACGUUUCGACACAAGCAUUUUACCCAUCUGUAAAGAUUCCCUCGGGUGGAUGUUCAACAAGCUGGACAUGAACUACGACCUCCUCCUCGACCAAUCAGAGCUCAGCGCCAUUUACCUUGACAAAUACGAGCUGUGCAUGCGGCCGCUGUUCAACUCCUGCGACUCCUUUAAAGACGGAAAGCUGUCCAACAACGAGUGGUGUUACUGUUUCCAGAAACCUGACGGCAUGCCAUGUCAGAAUGAGAUGAACAGGAUUCAUUCUCAAAGCCGAAGGAAGACACUGAUAGGGACAUAUGUACCGCGCUGUACUGAAGACGGUUAUUUUAAGGCCACUCAGUGUCAUGGCAGCACCGGUCAGUGCUGGUGUGUCGACAAAUACGGCAACGAGAUUGCAGGAUCCCGCAGACAGGGAAACCCUACCUGUGAGGAGGAUCAGGAGACGUCUGGAGAUUUCGGAAGCGGCGGUGCAGUGAUUCUACUGGACGAUCAGGAGGAGUCUCCGCAGCGUGGGCGGGGUCGACAGAAAGAGAGGCGGGGUCGGCUCCACCCCCGUGGGGCGAUCGAGGAUGACGAAGACGCAGAGGAUGACGAGAUUGGCUACGUCUGGUAGCUCCGCCCACCCAUCUUCCGUUAAUUAACCAGGGACCCAUGUUAAAAUGCACAGUUCUGAAGCCAUUCCAGCUCCGCCCCUCGGACACGCUCCCUUCCUCCUGCCCCGCUCUCAUUCUGGAUCUGAACUUGUCCUCUUCAUUCUUCCUUUCUUUAGCCACCUCUUCAUGUUCUGUCCUCUGUUUUCCCUCGUUUAAACACUCCUGGUCGCUCUAGUAUUCUAGAUGCCUCUUUGUGGCUCUAGACGGUAGACGUGCAUGACGAGAUUGUUCAGCAUUUCUGGAGCUUCUUACCAGUUCUACAUAAGAUCUUUUAAAAGGGUUCGUUCUCAGUGGUGGUAUGCAUGAACUCCACUGCAGAAUGCAUGAAAUGACGGCUGAGACCUUUGAGGGUGAGGAUCAGGUGGGCUUAAGCCAAACACGCACUACAAGACUGAAGCUCAUCAUGCUUUCAUGUUUUAAAUCUGCCACAAGAGGCUGCAGAUCACAGUGAACUCACAGCACAUGCUCGCCGUUGAUGGUCUCUUUGUGUGAGACACGUUGCAACUAGUCAGAGAUGCUAUAAUAAAUUUAAAACUAGUUAAAAUCUGAGCAAAGAGCAACAACAUAGAGCUAAUGAGAUUGCGAGAGAGGGUAAAAGUAGGGUGAGGCAUUUGAAAAUAUGGAAACUUUUCCCAAAGCACUGGCUCAUGCAAAUUUCUGGUUUCUUUUAAAUGUGCAAAUCCAUGCAAAAAUGACCGCCAACCCUUUCUCUAUGUGGUUUGUCACUUGUGUGAAUUAGUUUGUGUGAGAAUGAGAGAGAGUUUGUGCAGAAUUAUCUUGUAAAUGACGCAUGUAGACUGUGAUAAGUUGAAUAUAAUGUCACAAAAACAACACAAAACACAAGAAACUGUGAGUGUAAAUGUGCACAGGAUGAUGAGCUUCAGUCAUGUUGUGUGUGCUUGACUUUAUGCUGCUUUCACGUCAUUUCACAAUUACUGUAAUUAGAAGUAGAAAAAAACAUUCACAUCUAAUUUCUGUUACAGUUAAUUUUUAAUCUAAUAUUUAUAUUUCAUUUUUAUUCACACAUAUAUAUAUAUAUAUAUAUAAAAUGAGCUUUUGGGGUUUUUUUUCUUACAUUUCUCAUUUACUCAAGAUGCAGAAUGUCAUAAGGUAUUAAGUCUUGUUUUCUAAAAAAUUGAUCAAAAUUAAGUGAGUUCAUUCUUAAUAAUCUGCCAGUGGGGUCAGAAAAAUGUAAAAAAUAUAUAUUUUUCAUUUGAAUAAAUUUCAAGUUUAUUUUUCUGACCCUAUUGGCAGAUAUUUUUUCUUGUUUUUAGCAUAAACUUGAAUCCAAAAUCAAGCAUAUGUUUUCAUUUAUCAGAAAACAAAACUUAAUAUCUCAUGUCAUGUUGCAUUUGAAGUAAAUGUAUCUUGAUUUAAGAAUGUUUAGAUAUUUGAAAACAAGACAAAAAUACUGAAGAAGAACAGCACUUUUUUUGUGUGUGUUGACCAUUGUGGCAUUCUGUAAAAACAACCAAAACAGCAGCAGCUUCAACAAUUAACUAGUUAUUCGACUGCCUGUUUGAUAUGAUUUGGUAUUUCAUUCAAUUACAACCAUUGUCGUCUGGAGUGUUUUCUUUGUUUUUCAAUAUUUUGCAAAAGAAUAUGAACAUGAAUUAGUGUAUUUACCAUUAUUGAUGCCUCAGUAACAAAUAACAUCUGCGUCCAAGAGAAUCUGGUAAUUGCAGUAAUUCUGACACAAUGUGAAUGCAGCAGUGAGCGUGUCAGCCGUGAACCUGAUAUUAUCAUUUGUUAGUUGUUUUCAGCUGAUGAUUUAGUUUCAAAGUCCUUCAUUCUGUUUUGUUCUGGGUUUUUUUAAGGACUGUGAGUGUUUAAGUGGAUCGUGACCUUUGCGUCGGCUCUCUGUGCGAUACGUUCACUGAAGCUUGAGAGUUUUGGCUUGACAGAAUUCAGAAGUGAUCAAACGGCUCGUCAGGCUGACCUUUUCAAACCAUUACUGAACGCUUCCUCUCGCCGAAAAACAGAAGGCGAAUGAAAAAGCUCUCGGCGUGACGGCUGUUGCGCGCUGUGCCGUUCUGCUGCGAGAUGGAUUUGGUGUCGUUACCACAUCCGUGAAUUUUGAAAGACUCUGGGCCCUGGAGUCACAUCCGCCUUGAAUCAUUCAUCUCGUUCUGCAUUCGUCAUUUGAUCAAAUCUGAAAUAGUUUGAUCCGACCCAAUCUGUCAAGUUUAAACAGUUUUAUAAGCACACGUGAGAAUCAUGGUUAGAUUUCUGCUUUUGAUUUGCAUAUAGGUCUGAAUUUCCCAAUUUUUAGCUAUCUCACCACUUGCUCAGCACCGCUGUCAAUCCCACAAUCCCCCGCUCAGCUCCUAUAGACAACUGGAGACGGCCCCUCUUAGACCUUAUCGGAUGAUCCACGAGGCUCAAACACAAACACUGCAGAAGAGUUUAGUGCUGAUAUCAGAUCACAGCAGCUUAGUUCUGUUCCUCUGACUCGUUUCUCAUCUUUCCGACACGUCUUUUCUCACUCGUGUCAGCGGUGUUUCGGGGCGUUCUGGAGGUUCUCCACAGAAGGAAAUGUCUCGCUCAGUGAUCAUAGACGCCGCUGCAGAUGGAUUAUAUGAGGCGUUUUGCGCCCAGAGGGGAAGUUUCUGGGUGCCCCUGAGGGAUUAUGGGUAACAGAGGAACGAACUGAUGGGCUUUUGGCUUCCUAAUACCUUUUUUCUUUAUUCUUUUUUUCCUGUUUUCCUCUCUGUAUCAUUUCAUUCCCUACGGAAAUAAUCAUUUAUCUUAGAGUAAAAGACACAUUUACUAGAUCAACAUGAUUUCAGAGGAAUACAUAAUCAGACAAAAAAGCAUUUACUCACCCUUAUGUUGUUCCAAACCUGAAUGAUUUGUGUUUUGCCUUCUGUAAAACAUUUAAAAGAAUGUUUAAGCAGGUUUAUUUUCCAUUACAGUGAAAGCAGACAGAACAAAAUGAACAAAAAAAUCACCACAAAAGCAUCUUAAAAAUAAAGGUUCUUUAUUGGCAUCGAUGGUUCCAUGAAGAACCUUUAACAUCCAUGAAACCUUUCCGUUUCACAAUAGACUUUCUAGUGGAAAAAGGUUCUAGAGAAUGUUCUUUACAUUAACACAUUGUCUACACCAGACACGAGCGGCACGACACGACAAAAGCAAAUAAAACCCAUUAUAAUCACUGAUGCUGUCUACACUGGAUGCGGCGCGAAGCAACACGACAGAUUCCUGACACAUUCUAUUUCUGACGUACUUCAAGUGCUCGCACUACUUCUGACAUGAAGAACAAUUAAUUUGCCACGGUCGCUUUGUCGCAUCCUGUGUAGACAGCCUCAAGCUGUUGCGGUGCGGUGUUAGACACGGUGUAAGAAAAUGGUUCCUCUAAGAACUGAGAGUUUUUGUGCCAUUGCAUUUCAAUAGCAUUGCUGUGAAAACCCUCUUUUGCAACCUUAGCUUUGAAGAGUGUAACAGCAGUUCAUUGUGACUCAUGCACUAGAUCCUUAUAAGACACUUUCGGCCCUAUUUUAAUGAUCUAAGAGCAUGGUCUGAAGCACAUGGCGCAGGUGAACUUAGGGCGUGUCCGAAUUCACUUUUGCUAGAUUAAUGAUGGAAAAAAUGGUCGGCGCCAGGUGCAUGGUCCAGAAGGGUUGUACCAAGUCUCUUAAUGAGUCAUAUGUGUGUUUUGGGCGUAAUGUGCAAUAAACCAAUCACAGUCUCCUCUUCCAUCCCUGUGUGUGUAACAAGCAGAGUGUACGCACGUUGUGCACCUGCAUAUUAUUACUAACGCACCCUUUAAAUAACAAAAAGUAAUGCUGCGCCAUUGACUUGGUCAGUGGCGCAGUCGUUUUCAGUUGCCUCAAAAUAGCAACACGCCAACAAUGCGCCUGAACACACCUCGUUUUCAGAUUAGCACGCCCAGGGUCAAACUGAUGGGCUCGAGUGCAUUUGCUAUUUAAACAUCAUGGCUCUGGACAUGAAAAUGUUAACUGUGUCGGGCUGAAACUAGCAAAAAACACUUGUGUCGCGCCUGCUGUCGCAUUGCGCCGGGUGUAUGAUAGGGCCCUUUAUGUAAGGAACAGACCCACAUUUAAGAAAUGCAGCUCUCAAAUCUCAUUGCAUUUUAUUAAAUAUAUUAAAACAUUAAAUAUGACACCAAACACCACAGGUUGUCAUGUGAUUUGAGAGAUUUGAGAGCUGUGAGAAGACAGAAAGUCAUGCAUGUGUGGAACAACACGACGGUUUUUCCUUUGAAUAACCUGAAAUCUGGCUGCACGAUUUGGGGGGAAAAAAACGAAUUGCAGUAUUUUUCUAAUAAAAACUGUGAUUUAAAAUGUGACUUAAAAAAAAAGCUCCAGGUUUGCUUUGCUUGUUUGUAGGCCUGCACAAUUUUGUCAAAAUUUUGUCAUUUUAUAUCAAUAUGUCUAUUAAAUAUUAUUAAUAAUACUAAUUUUUAUUAUUAUAUUAAAAGCUUAAAGCCCUUAAAACUUCUCUUUUGUUGACCACAGUCAGUUUAUAAGCGCUUCUCUUUACAAGUUUGGGUUGCGUUUUAAAAUAAAUGCAUGUUAUAAGUCAGCCAAAGUCAUAUAUUUAUUUAAUUAAAUCACAGCCUUUGUGAUUUAAUAAGCCAUAUUGCAAUUUUGGUUUUAUUUCGAUCAAUCGUGCAGCCCUAUCCUGAAAUAUGAGCAUCAGGCUACCAGAAGUCCAUCUUUCUUUCUUCCAUUCUAAAUCUGUCUCUCUCUUUCUGUCUGUCUGUCAAUCACAUUCUCAUGAUGAGCUGAGAGCGUCACACACACACACACACACACACACACACACACACACACACACACAACGUAUCUGAUUUCUGCAGAACUGCAUCAUGGACUUCUGAUGAUAACAAUGACCUUUGACCUUUGAGGUGACCUCUCCCCUCCUCUAGUGCUGCUGUGUGUCUGAUGCCUGGCCUGCAACUGUAAACUUCCCCCAGCCCGCCCCACCCACUUCCUGUCCCGUCUCUGCCUGCUUCGCUCCUGUACAAAGGUGCAAUAAAAGCUUUGUCACAAUGUUUUCACUUUUUUUGCCGCACACACACAGACACACACACAAACACACACACACACACACAGGUGACCCGAGCGCUCACAGCUGCAGCUACAGAUGAUACAGUCGAUGGCCAUAUUUGCAAGAGUUUCCUUUGUUAAUUCUCUAUAUUUUUUACUCUGUAAAGACAAUAAUUAAUGUGUAAAAAACAAGAAAAACGCUGAAUGUUCAACUGGAGAUGUAAUUAAUGACGUCAUGUGGCUUCGUCCAUUUGCCUUGCCUGAGUCUGGAUGUGUAAAAUCCCUCCUGUGGUCCUGAGUUCAGUGUACAGACCCUCCUCUCGCUAUCUGUCUGUCUCUCUAUCCGUCUGUCUCUCUUUCCACCGAAACAGUGCCGGUGUUCGUAUCAAACUCAGUGUCCAAUAUGAGUAUUUUAACAGUCAAAAUCGAUAAAUAAGUGGCUAAUGAAAUUUUAUGACAGUCACACAAAACUACUGAAAUGAAAUGAAUACCUACACUAUUAAAAAUAAAGGUUCUUUAUUGGAAUUGAUGGUUCCAUAAAAACAUCCAUGGAAUCUUUUCAUUCCACAAAAAGGUUCUUUAAAAGAUUCUUUAGAUUUUUAGAAUGUUCUUCACUCUAAAAAAAAAAAAAAAGGUUUAUUUAAGAACUGUUCACUGAAAGGUUUUUCUUCUAGUACAUCACUGCAAAAACCCUGUUUUGGAAACUUUAUUUUUAAGAGAGUAUUUUACACAUUGUGUUCUCAAAAAUCACUGAUCCACUUCAAAACAGUAGAGUUUUUGAAGAGUUUACCGCCUAAGUGGACCUUGUUAUUGGUCCGUGAUCUCAAAUGCCCAAAUAUCAGCUGAUUACUCAUUAGUUAAUCUGGAUCAGAACUAAAAAAUGACCCCUCAAACCUGCUGGUUUUGAUUCAGUAACAUCAGAUGUUUUGCAGAUUCUCCCGCUGAACACCGGCACCGUUUCAGUGGUUUCUCUCUGUUUUCGUGUUUUCCCGUCAUUUUCCCCUCCUGAUCGAGAGUCCCAGUGGAAUGUUCUUUUUCUGGGCUGAUUUGUUUGCUCUGUUUGGUUUGUUUUGUUUGACUUUCUCUCUCUCUCUCUCUCUCUCUCUCUCUCUCUCUCUCUCUCUCUUUUUUAUUUUUAGUUUUAACUGUAAAAUGGUUCCUUGAGAAAAUGUUUGUCUGAAUAAAACUGGAGUUUGUCCUCGUCCA